UAGAAAAAGCUAUGAGUAAGCAAACGGAUCCAAUCAGAAAGAGACCGUUAGAACCAGAAAAAACCAGUUAGGACCAUGUUGGGUGUCUGCAUUGUAGACACAAAGUGAGGGUACUACUUCGUCUGCUCUUAACUUCACGCUAUUAUUCCCAAUUACGACUUCUUUUGCUCUGAUUAUUAAAUUUCCUUUGCUAUCGUUUUCGUUUCUCUGUAUUUUACUAUCCUAUGUUUUCUUUUUAAAAUCAUUUUUCAUUUAACUUAUAGCCUACUUUUCUCAUUCUAUAUUCCUUUUUCUCUCAAAUAUACUCGUUUCUUUGCUUUCUCUUUUUUCUUCUCUUAUCUACUUCGGGUUGACGUUUUAAGUGGCAGAUAGAUUCAUACAUAACUGCAACGUACAUGGCGGUGUUUUCCUUUCAUUAACAACGAAAUAAAUGCAAUCAAUUACAUUUCAAUCCUUUCCACCAGUGUAGAUCAAAGAUUUCUUUAAAAUCCAAGAGUAAAUGUUAAGAACAAGAUGACAACCACAACUCUUAGAAGUAUUUAUUUAUUUACAUUUCAACAUUACGUCAAUAUGAAUGUGCUUCUCAUUCAUUGUUAAUUGGGUUUUGUAAAAUAUCAAAAAUAAAGCAAAACAAUACACACAUAUAUGGAACUAAACUAACAUUCUAUUACUGGUUUCAGACAUUGGGUUGUGGUCAUGCUAGGGCACCGCCUAGACAGGUAGUAGUCGAUCCCGCUAUUUUAACGAAUUCUGUCGAAACGCGAAGUUUCUUUUUUAUGUUACUUGUUAAUCUUCAAGUUUUGUGAAUGUUGGCUCUGAUCGAGAAAACCUAUAAUUAAAAGCGUUCUGGCCAGGAUCACUUCGUUUCUUUUUCUUCUUCCAAGUAAUACAAUUACAUUAUUCAUCGUAUUAAAAGAUGGUAAUAAGUCAUUUAAAAGAGAUUCAGCUGUUAUUUCUGGCAGGUCUAUCGCCUGAGUUAGAGCACAUUGUUGAUUUUAGGUGUUCCUGUCAUAAUCACUCUGUCUCUUUUUCUGACGUUAUACUACAUUAUUAAAUGUAGUCUUCUGUUUAUUUACUGAAGACAGUACGGCGUUACUUCUAGAAGGUCAAUCAACCAAUUCCAACAGGGUCUGUUGACUAUUUAUAUAAAGUUUGUGAUGCGAUUCAAACAUUCUCAUUCCAUACUUCGUGUCCAACACACUUCUCUUCUACGAAAGUGAUUUCGUCUAUGCAAAUGUUAUCGACGGAAUAUUUCGAACGAGGCUCCGAGCAGACACGGAAAUGACCGAAGCUGGUUGGCAUGUACCAGUUUCAACCGGUUGCAAAGGGUUGCCUUACUCAGAGGUGUCGUCGAGACGGAGUGGACUAGUAACGGCUCUACUGAUGACUGAGUGACAGAAUGCCACCUAUCAUAAUGAAUAACUUGGCAGAAGAAGCUGCUAAACUUUUAGAUUUUAAUCAGAAACUUGAUAUCAACCUUUUGGAUAAUAUCGUAGCAUGUAUGUACACAGGAGAAGGGCCACAGCAACGCAUGGCCCAAGAAGUCUUAACAACUCUUAAAGAACAUCCUGAUGCAUGGACUCGUGUGGAUACUAUCUUGGAAUAUUCUAGCAAUCAACAAACUAAAUAUUAUGCCCUACAAAUAUUAGAGAAUGUUAUUAAAACCAGGUGGAAAGUACUUCCACGACCACAAUGUGAAGGUAUUAAAAAGUACAUUGUUGGUUUAAUUAUCAAGACCUCAUCUGAGCAGCAACUUUUGGAGAAAGAAAAAGUGUAUUUGGGAAAAUUAAACAUGAUUUUAGUUCAGAUUUUAAAAUAUGAAUGGCCAAGGAACUGGCCAUCUUUCAUUAGUGAUAUUGUUGGUGCCAGCAAGACAAAUGAGUCCUUGUGCCAAAAUAAUAUGACUAUUUUGAAAUUAUUGAGUGAAGAGGUAUUUGACUUUUCCAGUGGUCAAAUGACCCAAGCAAAGGCUAAACAUCUCAAGGACAGUAUGUGUAGUGAAUUUUCACAGAUCUUUCAACUCUGUCAGUUUGUGAUGGAUAAUUCACAAAAUGCUCCCUUAGUUGGCUCCAAUCUUGAAACACUGCUGAGGUUUCUAAACUGGAUUCCCUUAGGAUACAUCUUUGAAACUAAACUCAUUACUACAUUAAUCUGUAAAUUCUUGAAUGUACCAAUGUUCCGAAAUGUAACUCUGAAGUGUCUUACAGAAAUAGCUGCUGUACAAGUUUCCCAAUAUGAUGAUCAAGUUACACAGCUAUUUACAAUAACCAUGGAACAGUUAAAACAGAUGUUACCCUUAGACACAGUUAUCAAAGAUGCUUAUAGGAAAGGGACUGAUGAUGAACAAAAUUUCAUUCAAAAUCUUAGUUUAUUUUUGUGCACCUUCCUAAAGGAACAUGUUCUACUCAUAGAACGUAAGAAUGAGUAUCACAAUCUUUUGAUACAAGCUCAUCAUUACUUGAUUCGAAUUUCUGAAGUGGAUGAAGUGGAAGUAUUCAAAGUAUGCCUGGAAUAUUGGAAUUCUUUGGCAGCUGAUUUGUAUCGCGAAAGUCCAUUUUCAGCAGGUUCAACACCGUUGAUGUUUGGUCGAUCUCAUGGUGAAAUACCCAUUAGGAGACAGUUCUAUAUGUCAGUGCUCUCCCGAGUACGAGCUGUCAUGAUUUCUCGAAUGGCAAAACCAGAAGAAGUGCUUGUUGUAGAAAAUGAACAGGGUGAAGUUGUUCGUGAGUUUAUGAAAGACACCGACUCCAUCAAUCUAUACAAGAAUAUGAGGGAGACACUAGUUUACCUCACUCAUUUAGAUUAUGUGGAUACAGAGAAUAUAAUGACUGACAAGCUUCACAAUCAAGUAAAUGGCUCAGAGUGGUCAUGGAAAAAUUUAAAUACGCUUUGUUGGGCUAUUGGUUCAAUUAGUGGUGCUAUGUAUGAGGAUGAUGAGAAACGGUUUUUGGUUACUGUAAUCAAGGAUCUCUUGGGAUUGUGUGAACAAAAGCGAGGCAAAGACAAUAAAGCCAUUAUUGCAUCGAAUAUCAUGUAUGUUGUUGGACAGUACCCACGAUUCCUUCGAGCACACUGGAAAUUUUUAAAAACAGUGGUUAAUAAGCUGUUUGAAUUCAUGCAUGAAACACACGAUGGUGUACAGGAUAUGGCUUGUGAUACAUUUAUUAAGAUAGCUCAAAAAUGUCGCCGCCAUUUUGUUCAAGUUCAAGUUGGAGAAGUUAUGCCAUUUAUUGAGGAAAUCUUAGCCACUAUCAAUACUAUAAUUUGUGACCUUCAGCCUCAGCAGGUUCAUACAUUUUAUGAAGCUGUUGGAUUAAUGAUUAGUGCACAAAUAGACCAAGUUCCCCAGGAUCAUUUGAUAGAACGGUAUAUGUUGUUACCCAAUCAAGUAUGGGAUGGUAUAAUCAACCAGGCAACACAGAAUGUAGAAGUUCUAAAGGAUCCUGAUGCUGUGAAACAACUUAGUAAUAUUUUAAAAACAAAUGUUCGAGCAUGUAAGGCUUUAGGGCAUCCAUAUGUGUUACAGCUUGGACGAAUUUAUUUGGACAUGCUUAAUGUUUACAAAGUGAUGAGUGAAAAUAUUAGCAGUGCAAUUGCUACAAAUGGAGAGAGUGUUACAAAACAGCCUCUCAUCAGAAGUAUGCGAACAGUAAAGAAAGAGACCCUCAAACUAAUUUCUGGUUGGGUCAGUCGAUCUGCAGAUCCACAAAUGGUUGCUGGUAACUUUAUUCCCCCAUUGCUGGAUGCUGUACUAUUAGACUACCAGAGAAAUGUACCUGCUGCUCGAGAACCAGAAGUUCUUAGUACCAUGGCCACUAUAGUUAACACUUUAGCGAGCCAUAUAACAGAAGAAAUUCCUCAAAUAUUUGAUGCUGUAUUUGAAUGUACUCUAGAUAUGAUUAACAAGGAUUUUGAGGAAUUCCCAGAGCACAGAACCAACUUUUUCUUAUUAUUACAAGCAGUCAAUUUCCACUGUUUCCAAGCUCUAUUGGAUAUUCCUCCAGCUCAAUUCAAAUUGGUGUUGGAUUCAAUUAUCUGGGCUUUCAAGCAUACAAUGAGGAAUGUGGCCGAUAUUGGGCUUGAUAUACUUUAUACGUUGUUGCAAAAUGUAGCACAACAUGAAAAUGCAGCGCAAAGUUUCUACCAAACUUAUUUUACAGAUAUCUUACAACAUAUAUUUUCAGUUGUUACAGAUAGUUCACAUACUGCUGGUUUGACAAUGCAUGCAACUAUUCUUGCUUACAUGUUUAGCUUGCUUGAAGCAAAUAAAGUCACAGUUUCUUUGGGGCCUAAUAUACAAAAUACACAAAAUAUUACAUACAUUCAACAAUUUUUGCUGAAUCUUUUAAAGGCAGCUUUCCCUCACUUAAAUGAGCCCCAAAUCAAAGUUUUCAUUGAUGGCUUGUUCAGUUUCAAUCAGGAUAUCCCAGCUUUUAAAGAACAUUUAAGGGAUUUCUUGGUGCAGAUACGUGAAUUUGCUGGUGAAGACAACAGUGAUUUAUUUUUGGAAGAACGAGAAGCUUCUAUCCGACAAGCUCAAGAGGAAAAACGGAAAAUUCAGAUGGCAGUUCCUGGUAUUAUUGGUCCACAUGAAAUUCCUGAAGAAAUGCAAGACUAAUCUGAGGAGCAUUUGGUCAUUUGCUCUUGUGAUAGUUUCUCUGGAAUUUGGUCUCAUUGCCUAAUAUUGGCUUUAGCUGCUAUUCCAAGCAAUCCCCCUCUCAUCUCUUUAUUUCUUUCAUUUCACUAUAUUUUCCUUGUAAGUCUACUGUAUUUAAUGCAAUCACAUCUUUUUGUUCUACCAUCAACAUAUAGUUUUGGGUUACAAAACUCCUAGUUCUUAUCAUAAUGUACACGUUCUGUUUUUAAAAAAAAACAACUGACUAUUGACUAAUUGUUCAGUGACAUUUGUAUACUUCAGCCAUUAAACUGGACCAUAGAGAUUAGUUAAAAAAAAGAAAAAGAAAAUGAACAAAUUGUUUUAGAUACAUUGCCAUGAUGUACUCUCUCGUUCUACUUAGGGUCACUAUUCAUAUAUGCAUAACUUUGGAGUAUAUUUAAACAAUGAUCCCUGACUGUUGAAACUUAUGAGGAACAAAAUUAAGAGUGGUUGAGUAUAAUGACAUAUCGUAUAUGACAAUAUACUAUAUGAAGAAUUGAAACUUUCAAAUGCUAAUGGGUAAAACCUUUUCUUCCUUUUUUUAAUUUAACAUUAUUGGUAAGUUAAGAAAGCUGGGUAGAUAUAUUCUUUCAUUAGAAAUUAAAUAUUGUCAAUUGUUUAGUUUGUAUUUUUUUUUUUAUUUUGCAUUUAAUUAAUUUUUUAAUUAAUUUUGCUAUUGCUUUACAUAAGAUUCUCUUAUUUUAAAACACUUGCUUAAUGGAAAAUAGGUUUAUCAUAAUACCUUUUCUAUGUGGAUAUGGGACAUCGUGAAUAAUAUACCUAGCUAAAGCUAAAAUUAAUUCCUCUCCCCACAAGAAAAAGAAAUUAACCUCUUAGUUCUUUUUUUUUUCUCAUUUAUUAAUAAAUCUGGCCUUGUAACAUUCUAUUUUUUUGUGAAUGUUUUAAUAAUGUCUAAUGUUUUCUUCAUCUUUUCAAUCGUUCAUUUUUAAUUUAUUUAUCAUUUCUCUUUACAAUGGUAAAAACAUACUUUCACAGAAUGUCAGCAUUUAGUUGAACUAAUCUCACUAGCAUGUACUUCUGCCAGUGUUUAAUUGCUUCCAACAUUUCACACCUAUUUUCACCAUAUAUGCCUCCUCAUCAACACCUCUAAGCAUUUUUGUCCUACAUCUGAUUCUUUGACCAUCUGAAACUUCUCAUUAUGACCAUCACAAAUAAGCAUUUUUUGUAAGAAAAUAACAGCAAAAGUAUAAAAAGAAGUAAAAAAAAUAAUACUAUCUUGUUUUCUUUUCUUAUUUUUUCUAAUAAAAUCUUCAAAAUACCAAAAAUAUAAGAGGGGGAAAUUACAAAAUUUUUCUUUUGAAUCAAAGGAAAAAAAUAAGCAAAAUAAACAAAUAAACAAAAAGAAAGAAAAACCAAAAGAUUACAACAUUUUUCUAAUCAUGUUUUAAUUUUUUCACUACUUUCUUAAACAUUGUCUUUGAAGAAGAAAAACUGAAAAAAAGCAAAACAAUUUUCAUUUUUAUAUACCCAUCUCCAAUAAUUCAUUUCCUUUUCCAUUGUGAUGUUAAAAGUUGUUAUUAAAAGCAAAAUUUAGAAAUAAACCAUAGAUAUGAGUAAAUUAUAAAGAAUUACUUAGCAAUUUGAAAUUAGUAAACAUUUAAUUGCAAUUAACUGAAUGGCAUUUUUUUUUACUUGAUAAAGCUUAAAAACAUUUCUAAGUCUUCAAUUGAAAAAAUUCAGCCUAAAUUUAUUGAAACAGUUCUGCUUUGAUAACUGAUGUUGAAUUUUUUUCCUCCUGUUGUAAAUUGGUAAAUAGUUUUACAAUUUAGUAAAAUAAUAAUGAAUAAUUUUUAUAUUCUAUGUUUUAAAUAAAUUAUUUCCUUGUUUUCUUUUUACAAAACUUGAAACUUGGUCAAGUGGUGUGUUUAGAUUAAAGCUGCAUCAUGUAUUUACUCAUAUGUUGUGAAAAAGGACCAAUGCGUUUUUGAAUUUCAUUUAAGAAAAUAAAAUAAAAUAUUUGAUUGGAAA
Molecule: messenger RNA, 6646 nt
Organism: Octopus sinensis (East Asian common octopus)
Lineage: Eukaryota; Metazoa; Mollusca; Cephalopoda; Octopoda; Octopodidae
Product: exportin-1
Exons: 26
Coding region: 1400-4618 (1072 amino acids)
Biological process (GO): ribosomal small subunit export from nucleus; ribosomal large subunit export from nucleus; protein export from nucleus
Cellular component (GO): cytoplasm; nucleus
Molecular function (GO): nuclear export signal receptor activity; small GTPase binding
Source: RefSeq, a predicted model, not a curated record